Molecule: messenger RNA, 1477 nt
Organism: Myotis myotis
Lineage: Eukaryota; Metazoa; Chordata; Mammalia; Chiroptera; Vespertilionidae
Gene: DOK6
Product: docking protein 6
Exons: 8
Coding region: 303-1298 (331 amino acids)
Biological process (GO): positive regulation of MAPK cascade; cell surface receptor protein tyrosine kinase signaling pathway
Cellular component (GO): cytoplasm
Source: RefSeq, a predicted model, not a curated record
CCUCGAUGGUGCGCUGCGGCCAGCGGUGCGCCACCGAGUGAGGCGCCCGCCCGUGGGAGCUGCAGGGGUGGCGGGGGCGAAGGUGGGGACCCGCGCGCAGAGGGCGGGCGCUGCUCGCUGCUCAAGGCGCCAGGCCCUGUCCCAGCCCGCGGCCGCCCUGCCACCCGCCCCGCGUCGCCUCCUGCGGGAGCUGGGGGCACCGGGUGGAGGCGCGCUGCUGGAGGCGGCUGGCUGGAUGCGGGACCUGCGCGGACUUGGCUGCGGACGGCGGCUCUGGACUCGCGGAAGCCGAGCGCGCUGGCAUGGCCUCCAACUUUAACGACAUAGUCAAGCAGGGCUACGUGAAAAUCCGCAGCAGGAAGCUGGGGAUUUUCAGACGAUGCUGGUUGGUUUUCAAAAAGGCUUCCAGUAAAGGACCCAGAAGGCUAGAAAAAUUUCCAGACGAAAAGGCAGCGUAUUUUAGAAACUUCCAUAAAGUAACGGAACUGCACAACAUCAAAAAUAUAACCAGACUGCCUCGAGAGACAAAGAAGCAUGCGGUGGCAAUUAUCUUUCAUGAUGAAACCUCCAAGACAUUUGCCUGCGAGUCAGAGCUGGAGGCCGAGGAGUGGUGCAAGCAUCUCUGUAUGGAGUGUCUGGGGACCAGGCUGAAUGACAUCAGCCUUGGGGAACCUGACCUUCUGGCAGCAGGAGUGCAACGAGAACAGAAUGAGCGAUUCAAUGUGUAUCUGAUGCCUACACCAAAUCUGGAUAUUUACGGCGAAUGCACAAUGCAGAUCACUCAUGAGAAUAUCUAUCUCUGGGAUAUCCACAAUGCCAAGGUCAAACUGGUGAUGUGGCCUCUCAGCUCCUUGAGGAGAUACGGGCGGGACUCCACGUGGUUCACCUUUGAGUCAGGAAGAAUGUGUGACACGGGGGAAGGACUAUUCACUUUUCAAACAAGGGAAGGAGAAAUGAUCUAUCAGAAGGUGCAUUCUGCGACACUGGCCAUAGCUGAGCAACAUGAAAGAUUAAUGCUAGAAAUGGAGCAGAAGGCCCGGCUUCAGACAAGCUUGACUGAACCAAUGACGUUAUCCAAAUCAAUAUCUCUUCCUCGUAGUGCGUACUGGCAUCACAUCACCCGUCAGAACAGCGUUGGUGAGAUCUACAGUUUGCAAGGUCAUGGGUUUGGUUCCUCAAAGAUGUCACGUGCACAGACCUUUCCCAGCUAUGCCCCAGAGCAGAGCGAAGAGACUCAGCAGUCCUUGUCCCGGUCCAGCAGCUAUGGAUUCAGCUACAGCUCAAGCCUCAUCCAAUGACACACAGAGAACCACUGCUGACCAGAGAGACAGUCUGUCCCAGACCUGCUUAUGGGGUCAUUGUGCCCUCUGCCUCCUGGAAGACCAAUUGCAGUAGAAAUUGAAAUGGGUUGGGUCUAGCCCCCAUCCCAGAGGAAGGUUCAAAACUGGAGUUCCGCUUCCUUGAUUCCGUGGCUAAG